UAGGACGCGAAGCGGAGCAGACGCUGCGCUACAAAGACGCUAGCCAGCGAAGGGAGCAGGCCCGAUGGGGAAGAAAACUCGACUUACAGGUGGGGCAGUCGGUCGGAGAACUAUUCUACAGCUUUCACCUCCCGGGCUCCGCAGUGGGAAUGCCGGAGAGAGGGAAGAAGCACCCUCGGGAUCUGAUGACGAGCCGGAGAGCGAUGUACACAGAUUCCUGAAAGAGAGACAGCAAAUCAUGAAGACUCCCGCAGCAAAGGCCACAGAGGGUUUGUCCCUGCUGGGAGCCUACGAGGACAGUGAUGAAGAGGAUGCUGGAGACGCUCAGCGUUCAACUGUAAAUUCUCAACACAACCAGUCGACUGACAUUGACAGUACACUGGCAAAUUUCAUGGCUGAAAUUGAUGCAAUUACCACUCAGCCAAAUGCAGAUGAUGCAACAUCUCAUCCUUCAGCCCCGGGCACCAUUCCGCCCAGACCUGGGGUCGAUACUCAGCAGCCAUCUGCCAGCGAAGGACAGAAUCAACAAAGCACUGAUUUUGAGUACAAUACUCAGUGUUCACUAGCUGGAGUGGAUGUUGAGAUGGGAGACUGGCAGGAGGUGUGGGAUGAUAACUCUGGUUGCUAUUACUACUGGAACACUGUGACCAACGAGGUGUCCUGGGAGCUGCCACACUAUCUAGCUGAUCAGGUGCAAAGCCUUGGGCAGUGUGCCAACAGCUCAAGUGUUAAUGGCAAUGGCACAGCCCAUGGAGGUUUUUAUAAAGAGGAAAACUCUGCAUCUGCCGCAGCUCCGACAUCAAUAAAGGAGACUACUGUGAAGGAGGUAAUCGAGAGUGUUGUAGGACUCACGAGUGAAGAGGAGGAGCGACGUGGAGUGGCUGCAUGUCUCCUUGGUCCACUGAUCUCCUCUGAAGUAAAAGAAGCAGAAGAAAAAUGGAGAAAAAGACUGCUCAAAGGUUUAGAUGAGACAGAGAAUAGUUUGGAUUCUGAUGGAGAGGGCGUACGUCCAGCAGGAUCCCCAUCUACCCCGCUGCGUGAACCAGACUCUGUUCCCACUGUCCAGAAAGAUAUUAAUGCCAAGAAGCAGUCGGGAGACAACUCUGAUGCUGAGGAAGAGACGGAGGAAGACACGGUGGAGCUGGAACUGGCUCUGGAGAGGAAAAAGGCUGAGCUCCGGGCACUGGAGGAGGGUGAUGGGAGCACCGGGGGUUCCAGCCCAUCUUCCGAGGCCAGUCAAGAAGCCUCUGGUUCUCGCGCUAUUCUACUCAAGAAAAACCGGUGGAAGACGGCCUUCCCCUCUGCUGCCAGCCCCGACUCUAACAGCAGAGGCUCAGACCUACAGGACAACACAGAGACCACACUUCCUAAAGUCCUGGAGAAUGUUGCAGAAGAAGAAGAAGAAAAUGAAAAGGAAAUGGAUGAUUCUGACGAGAAAGCGAUUUCAAAACCACCUGUAAAAGAAGAAUCUGAAACAACCGAGCUCAAAGUGGAAACGCCCGAGCUCAAGUUUCAGAUUGGAGAAUUGGCAAACACCUUGACCAGCAAGAUGGAGUUCCUGGGGAUAAACAAAAAAACAAUCUCAAACUUCCAGCUGCUUCUGCUACAAACUGAGACACGAAUCGCUGACUGGAGGGAGGGCGCUCUGAACGGGGUCUAUCUUCGCCGCAGGCUGCAGGAAGCUGCCGAACACAUAAAAUAUUACGAACUUAACGCCGCCCCUAAAGGCUGGUCCUGCCACUGGGACAGAGAGCACAGGCGGUAUUUCUAUGUGAAGGACCGGACCGGGGCCUCGCAGUGGGAUUUCCCAACAGAAGAGGAGCAGGAGGAGGAGCUGAAAGGUGGCCAAGGUACUCCGACACAGACCUCCAGUCAAGGGGAUACUAAAGCAUCAUCUGCAUCUGCUGGUGGGAUCACAGGAUCUUCUCUUGCUCCUGCUGCCCCACCAGUACCCCCCCAACCCAGUGCAUUCUGGUCCCCAUCGCAACCUCCUCCUCCUCCCGAUAGCCCGCCUCCACCUCCCCACUGCCCACCGCCGCCACCUCUCCCCCCAGGCUCGCCUCCUCCACCUCCUCCUCCACCUGACAGCGAUGGAGAGAUCAUGGAGGUGGAGAUGGAGAUGGACGAUGAUAACGACUGUGAGCCCCCGGCCCCUGGAACUGAGGAAGAUGGCAGCGGGAGGCCCCCGUUACCUCCAGGCACUGCUAGCAUUAAGAUUGCAGAGUCAUCUGGCCCAUUGGGGAAGGGUCAGAAACGUAAAGCCGGUCAGCUGAAUAAAGCCUUUAUUGGCAGCAGUCCUAUUAUUUACACGCAGCCUGUUGCCAGUGCAGCUCCUCUGAUGACAGCAGCCGCCUACUGGGGCAUGCCGGCUGUCGCCGCUCCCUUGGUUCCUUGUGAGCCUCCGGCUCCGCCCCUCCCUGCCCUACCUCCUCUACCACCUCUGCCACCGUCGCAGCCUCCCUCUGAACCUCCCGGGCCCAAAGCUCUGCCCACAGACAAGACCAAGAAAGCCAAAAAGGAUAAGACAAAAAAGAGUAAGACCAAAAUGCCGUCUCUGGUGAAGAAGUGGCAGAGCAUCCAGAAAGAGUUGGACGAGGAAGAGAAGAGCAGUUCCAGCGAUGAGGACAGAGACCAGCUUAACAAAAAGGGGAUCGAGGAUUGGAAACAACAGCAGCUUGUGACAGGAAAAGCGUCAAAGAAUGCCAACUUCGAGGCGCUUCCUGAUGACUGGCGGGCCCGACUGAAGAAACGGAAGAUGAACAGCACGUAACAUCUGGCCAGGCUCAUACGCCAGUCGCUCAACUUUUGUUCUUCUUUUUUCAAAUCCACCCCUACCACUACCAUACGGUCCUCCUUCCCAAGUUCUAGUUUUGUUCAAUGAUCCGUGGACUUUUUCUACCAUUUUUCCUUGUUCGUGUGGAGACGGGCCGGUCACCUGAGGGGAUUUUAAAUGUCCUUUAUUUGUUGUUUUUGUUUCAACAACUGUGCCAAGAGUCUUGACAUAAUUCUUAAUGAAUUCUCCACCACCAUGCAGAUGGCCGCCACCGCCCUUGUUUGGAGGGAUCGUCUAUUUUAUUGAGCAUUUUUACAACUGUGUACAUAAAAUGUGUAAUCGGUUAAGUCGUGUUUUUGGAGGGAAGAGUGAAUGUUACUGAACGUGUAUAUUUUGUAAAAAGUUAUUAAAACGUUUUUUUU
This is a messenger RNA of Scophthalmus maximus (turbot), 3195 nucleotides long. RefSeq names its product formin binding protein 4 (gene fnbp4). Bases 65 to 2770 code for a protein of 901 amino acids. The record is from RefSeq and is a predicted model, not a curated record. Gene Ontology annotation, molecular function: protein binding. Lineage: Eukaryota; Metazoa; Chordata; Actinopteri; Pleuronectiformes; Scophthalmidae. The transcript is spliced from 17 exons.